Molecule: messenger RNA, 38691 nt
Organism: Porites lobata
Lineage: Eukaryota; Metazoa; Cnidaria; Anthozoa; Scleractinia; Poritidae
Source: the annotation of a GenBank genome assembly
AUGAAGAUCUCAACCGGACUAUUCUUGAUUUUGCACCUUUGCAUUACGUUAGCACUGGUUGAAUCAAACAAAAGUGCAGGUCUUGAGAUCAGUGGGAAAAGACUGAAAGACGAAAAUGUUGAGAAAAAUACACCAAAUCGUGAAAGGAACAAGACAGAUCAUUUCCAAGGCAGUAAUGUUAAAAAUGUUAACAAGAACCAUAACAUGAGCCACCUGCCGUUUGUUAGUCCUGGUAAGAAGACACCCUGUUGGGGAAUUUCGUGUUUGAAGAGUAGUGAAAAUGUUGGUGGCAAAAAACAUCGUUUGCGGAAAACUCCUGUUCGUCGUCGCAGAACAGAAUCUGUUUUUCUGGCUAAUGCGCUUGACUCCCUGGAUCAUUCAAAACCUCGCCCUCUAUGGCAAUAUAAUACUCGUGGGGAACCAGACAAGCCAUAUAAACAAUUUACUAAUGGUACAGCGAAAAGUUACCACAACGCAAAUAGCACGACAGCCAAAAUGAUGAAUAAACCCCUAAGAAACCAGCCCGGGGACAAAAGGCAGCAAUGGUCAGAUAAGGAAAGUGAAAUGCGACCCAGAUUCUUUUUCAAUAGUGCACCAGCUGAAUUUGUGGAACAGAAACCACUGACGCUGCAAAGACACGGCGAGAGAGUAAUGCAUGUAACAUUUCCUCCCAGACGAGGGCGUCUUCGCGGACCUCAUCAUUUCCAAGGGCUUGAGCGUGCUUUUCACGGUGGUCGAAACCACAUGCAUAUGAUAAACAACGCUAGAGGCGUUUCUCGAAUGGCAAUGAAUUUUUUUGCUCAUCCUUUAGCACAGCUCAUCCCUGGCCCACUCAACUUCCACGGUCACCUCCAUCAUAGGCACCACUCCCCACCAACCAUUUCUUAUGCUAUUCACAUUAAUGCACCUCCUCGAAUAGAACCUCCCCCUACCAACGUUCUACCGCGACCACUUCACACUGUAGAUGGCCCACCGACCAUUCCUGUAGAUAUGAUAGGUGGGCAAAUACCCCCUAUAAGUCCACCACUAAUUCGGCCUCCAGAUGAACCAAUUCAACCAAAUCAACCGAUUACAGCUCAAGCUAUACCUCCAAACUUUUCCGUGAUGCCACCUCCAGACAUCCCGAUAUCAUCAUCACCUCCAAUUGAUACUCAGAGAAGGCCUCCUCUUGUUCGUCUACCACCACCGCCUAUGCCACCACCAGACAUUCCAAUACCAUCGCCUCCUAACGUUAUCCAGGGAAUGCCUCCACCCAUAGAUCUACCAGGGCCACCUGUACCACUCCCGCCAGCAGUUGAAAGAGUUCCGUUUCCUGUAGCGAUUCCAUCGCCACCAAAAGUGGAACGUGUGCCAUACCCCGUCCCCGUACCAGGGCCGCCAACCGUUCAACAGGUCAUGGUACCAGUACCAUCGCCACCAAAAAUCCAUGAGGUGCCUGUGCCUGUUCCGUCGCCACCAGAGAUAAAAAAGGUUCCUGUGCCGUAUCCCGUCCAAGUUCCGUCGCCUCCACAGAUACAAAAGGUUCCAUAUCCUGUACCCUUUCCCGUCAAAGAGCCACCACAAAUCCAAAAGUUACUCCUUCCAGUACCGAUUUCUCAACCAGCGCAAGUCCGCAACGUACCGUUUCCAGUAUACGUCCGUUAUCCGCCAGAAGUAAGACCAGUUCCAUAUCCUGUUCCAUCUCCUGCCAAGCCUUAUCCAGUUGCCGUUCCAUCGCCACCGCGUUUAAUGAUUCACCAAGUGCCUUACCCAGUCAUGUACCCUCAAAAGGUUCCUUUCCCGAUUCCUCUUGUUGUACACCACCAAUCCAUCAGUCACGGAGAUGCUUACGGAGAAGGUAAUACCAAAAGUUAAAAUGACCUGCCCAUCUAAGGCACCAAAAAAUAGGAACUAUUUUUUUGACAGAAAUUUACAAAUUUUCAAAUUUUACAUAAUGAACCCAGGUAGUUAGGUGUUGGCUAGAAGCAAACAUGUUUAUUACUGACAAAUAUUUAUGCUUAUUUUUGCUAGAGUCUGUCAUUAAUGGACAAUGCCUGGUUAAUCUCUGUCGAAAUGGAGGUACCUGCUCAGCUUAUAUGAAUACUUAUAGAUGUCACUGUGCAAAUGGUUACCAGGGAAAACAUUGCGAAGGUAAGAAGUGGCCUAUGCGAAGGUAGACCUAGCCUUUGUAUUACUGCACUCCUUGGUUUGGGCUGUACUAAAUACUGACAGAUAGAUACUACCAUCUGGCAAUAGAAAACACAGUUUGACUCUGAUUAAAAUAACCUACUUGUCGUUCAAACGUAACUGUUAGCAACAAUAUAGCACUCGGGACUACCUCACCAGAAAAUCACAUGCAGCAAACUUAGAAUAUUGAUAUAUUUUUUUUGAAUUGAAUUAUUUUUUGUAGAGCAGAACAUGUGCAAACCCAACCCAUGUAACAAUUUUGGGAUUUGUUCGCAAGUUGAACGCGACUACGAAUGCACUUGCACAAAAGGAUUCAUUGGAAAGAAUUGUGAUAGUAAGUACAUGUAAAUACAAUAAGGCUUCCAUCCUUCGUUUCAUAAAUAUGAGGUUUUAUAGGCAAAACAACAACUUCGCACAAGCAUCACGCAUUGAUGUCGUCACGACACGAGUACGUCGUGAAAAUGACUAAUUCAGUUCACUUUUUAAAAGGGAAGGUUAACAAGCGACGACGAAAUUUCAUUUUUCUUUCUUAACUUGGAUUUGCCUCUUAAGAAUUCAGCUCGAGGACAGUUUACCUACAUCUGACAGUGCUGCCAGUCUGACUAACGCGAAUUCACUUCUUAAGCGACAUUUUCGCCCAUGUCGCCGUCCUCGGAUCUUUAAAAUUCCCUACUAAGUGACGAAAAAGGCGAGAAAACACCGUUUUUAAAAUUCAGGGGUCUUUCCUUUACAGAACCAGAUCCUUGUAUCCCCUCUCCUUGUGAAAAUGGUGCUACGUGUUCAUCUGAUGGCAAUUCAUACGACUGCACGUGCAGAAUAGGUUGGAUGGGAAAAAACUGUCAAGGUAAAUAUUUAUUCAAUAUUUGUGUAAUCAAAGUGAAACCAAUUACCAGUUGUGGAUUUCAGUCAUCCUACUGAUGAGCGAAUACGAUAAUUAGAUGUAUUUGCAUUUGCAAUAAUAGUUUAAAGUCUGUGUCAACUUGUAAAUAUUUGCCAUUUUAUUACUCCUGCCCAACUAAUCAACCUCGCCCUUAGUCAGCAAUGGGUGUUAUUACCAUUAGUUUAACCAAGUAAUGCAUUCAAUGCUGUUGUUAUUUCAUCUCCAGCUCAAUCAGAUCAAAAGAACGUCUUCUCAUGUUUUUCAGUUUUAACAAAGUUGCUUUCUGUUAAAAUAAGUCACACUCGUUUAUGAAGUACACAAAGAAUUCAUUCAAACGUACAUAGCUAAAGCGUCGCCAGUACGAGGGGUCAAGUAAAGUAGUGCACCACCGUCCUUUUUAUAUGGGAGUCGCUUCCCCCUGGUUUGAAUAUAUAAUGAAACAUCCUGUUUAUCUAUUCACAGUGGAGUCUAAGUGUCUACCACUGAAUCCUUGCCAAAACGGCGGAACAUGCACUGAGGCGCAGGGAUCAUACAAGUGUGAUUGCACACCCGGGUGGACUGGACUCAGUUGCGAAGGUAAAAGCACUGUUUGAUUACAAACGUGGUUAUGAAAAUUUCGAUAAACCAUAGCAGAUCAGAAUAACCAUAGAAAAUUUAAGAGCCUAGCCUGUAAACGCGCACGUAUUUCGGUUCGUGGCUUCUCUCCAUCCGAAAAGAAACGGGUGGAGAAAAGCGAAGCCCGGAAAUACGUCUACGUUCGCAGGCUAGUAAGAACCCACUCGAAUGAAAUAUCAAACGUGCAAUGAUUAGACGUUAAACUCACUGUUUGGUGUUUUGGGAACAAGUUGCAUGGAUAUUGUCAGGUUGGUCGUGUAAAACUUAGUUUUGAGCCAAUUUAGCUAGUAUUUUCUUUGAAUACUUUAGUUUUUCGGAUAAUAACUUUGGAAGUUGCCAUCCUCUUCUUUAAACCCCCUAAGAAUAUAUCACCCACAAUCAUGAACAAAAGUCCUUGGGACAGUACUGCAAUAUUCAUAUUUUUCUGUCAUUUCUCGGUUCCCUCAUAAAACAGUGCAAACCUUUUCGAAUUUUCUUACAGUUCUCCCUCCCCCAAGCUUAUGCAAAGUUGAAACUCGGAAAAAAUUCUGGAUACACGCGUCCAACAUUGUUUGUGGGGUGGGGGAGGGGUUGGACCUGUGUGAAUUGGAAAACGCCCCAGAAAAGCAAAAGUGUCUCAAGACUUUUGUCCACGAUCGUGGAUCCUUCAGUCGCUUUAGAACUCACUACGUUUACUACGGUUAAAUAGGAGAUUAUGGUGCUAGGUUUUGCACAGGGCACUCUACUGUUUUACCUCAUAAUUCAUUAUGUUUUGCCUUUCAUAGUCACAGCCCCUGAGACACUUCACCAGCCAGGUAUUUGAAAUAUCAGUUGGCUUCGAUCUGAUCCCUGAAUCUAGCGUAAAAUCGCUGACAUUAGGGAGCUUUUAAAGACGUUUUUGAGCGACGGAAAGAAAAGGCACCACUUCUGGUUGACGCUCGUUAACCAGAACGUUUUGUUAAAAACGUCUUGACGCUACCAAGUAUGUGUUGCUAACUGUCUUCGCGCUUAUAAAGACGAUCUUCCCGAAGAUUUAAGUAACUGCGCCGCCCAAGAAUGCAAAAAGUCUACUUUCGGUUAACUUUAAUACGUCGCUCAAAAACGUCUUUGCUUAACUCCCCUAUCAAACACUUGUAACAACGCCGCUUAGCUCUUCGGUAAUGAUGAUGACCACAUCAAUUUUAACGUUUACGCUGGCGAUGCUAAUGGUGCUGUAACGGUACUGAUGGUAGGUAAGGGCAAUGAUAAGUUGAUAUCGAUGUGGCUGUGAUACUAAUAAUAGGGAAAAAUACUAACGGUAAUGAUGUUGCUAAUAAUGACAAUGCCCAUCUUAAUGUGUAUAUUUAUGGUUUUAAUAGAAUGUAAGUAAUAGCUAAUAAAUGGCGUAAUAUCGAUGCUGUUAAUAUCACACUGAAAAGUAAUUGUGGCAGCGCUGGAAUUAGUUGGUUUAACAUAAUGAUAAUGUAAUCGAGAUAUUAAUGCUGGAGGUUAACAAUAACAUCGAUAUAAAUAACUAUGAUAAUUCCGUAGUGAAUGAUUCUUUAAGUAACACUAUAAUUACCUAAAGGUUCUUUCACGUAUAUUACUGACUCCAUUUGAAGGCAAAUCUCUCGCCGACAACUGUCUACAAUUGGCAGGACAAUUCUUUCAGAUAUUCGACAAUCGCGUGUAUGGGUAGCCUUUGAAAAAAGCCGUUACUGCGGGACGCAAGAGUAAGGAGCGGACCAUUGCUGCCAGUAGUUUUUCUUACACUGUAUUGCUACCUAAUUUCGUCUCACUCGGAAUAAUUCAUCUAACUCUCUAUGUCACUAAUACACCAUGUAGGAGAAAAGAAAAGAAAAAACAAAACAAACUAACCAACAAACAAAAAACCCACCCAUUUCUGACCAUUCAUUUACCUUUGUCUAAGUCAGACAUACAAACAUGAAGUGUAAGAGAUGGAUAAGAAUACUUUUUACUGUGGUAUUUACGCCAGCUUUGUAUCAAUCUCUAUUUUCUUUAGUGCUCUGCGAUAACUGUAACCCAUCAGACGGACUUCUGGGUCAAAUAAAAAGAAACGAACUUCGGCGAAGGAUAACGAAUUUCAAAAAGGGGAAUGUUAUCGAAAGAUACCAACAAAGGGCCAAACAAAGGUACGUUCGCCCGUCCAGCAUCUAAAAAUGUCUGCAGAAUUCCUUACUAAGCAUUUCAACUCGACGCUUAAAUAACGAACAUUCCUUCCUUUUUUUGCAUUGACUAUUGCAUCGGAGAAUUGAUGAUCUGGGCGCGAGCAUAAAAUUGGACCUUAUUAUUCAUCAAAUAGUAGCUCCGUAAAAACCGAAGAACUAAACAACUGGUCGCGAUUUGUUCAAACGUUGGAUAGUGACCAAUAUCCAGCGGAAAAAUCAUAAUCCAGUGGAAACCAAUUGCGUUAUCCACUGGAUGGAGAUUUAUCCAGUGAUAGCGAUAUCUACCUUUCGAACAACUGGAUCCUGGAUUCUUAUCUUUAUUACCUUUGCUACAAGUAAAAUAACAAAAGUUGGGCUUAACUGGUCUUUACAAAACAAUACGAUAACCACGACACAGGGCACUAGUAUUUAAAACUGAAGAUUAUAUUUCAAUAUAAAAGAAUAAUCUUACCAGUUGCUUUCUUACUGCUCCUUUAUUUUCAGAACUUGAAAUGUAUCCUGCCUUUAGUGGUUCACACGAUUCUUGCUGGCUCAAGACCUCAAAUAAAAGAAGUCAAUGAACACCAGGAAGAGUACAAGCUACAAGUUAUUUAUUUUGUACAAGUAUCAUGCAAUUGCCAGAAACGGACAUUUAAGCCCGUGAUUUGCCGGCACCCUAACCAAAAUAUUUGAGAGGUAUUUUUGUUCUGUGCUAGGCGUAAAAAAAAACCCUUAACGCCAGCCAUUCCUUUCGGAGUCGAAGGGUUUCAGAAGUAGCAUCACUUUGUAAAAAUCACUCUUUCGACUAAAAACUGAUCUUUAAUUUUUUUUCUUUGUUUCCUGUUCCAUAAAGCCUGAUAAAAGAAGAUAUUUUUUUGAUCACGUUUUUUGUAAAUAACUGAGAGAUGAUUUUAAUGAACUGAAUAAAAAAGUUUUUAAGAGGUUAUCACUUGUCCAUAUUAUAUAUUUUUACCGUAAAGAGUCUCAUCUUGUUCAACCUAUCAGUUCCUGAUCCGUUUAUUUCGGACCUCACGAUUUUAUUAAAUGUUAGCAGUCAAAUACUAGAAAGGAAGAAACAGCGAAGACUUCGGUGGACAACAGAGUGCUUAACCAAACUAGCCGCUGGUAUCACCGAGUGCGAGAUUAUUAUAUUUCACAAGGUGAAUUAAGUACCAUUGCUAGCUCGAGAGAACAGUUUUUUUGUGUAUUUAACUAAACACAUUUCCGUGUAACUGGCAAUAAAGCGCUUAUCAAGCCAUUGCAUUAUUUCCUUUUUUUAAAGUGACAUUUUUUUAGUCAGUUUUUCUUGAAGUUUACAUAAUUUUACGCAUUAUCAAUAUAUAAAAUUUGUACGGACGUUUGAUAAAUGGCUCGGAAAGGAAAAAGUGACUGUAUCCAUGAAAUACAUGGGAAACUGUUAUGAGGUUCUUUAUUGAAUGUAAGGACAAACGCGGAGUCUCGGUCGCUUAGGAGAGGUGGUCGUUUACGAGAGUUUCCAUGCAAGUGUAGUGAGUUAAGUGGGAAGUUUCUUGUGUUUUGGAUACAAAAAAUGUACUCAAAUAUGACGUGAUUGCUUAAUUCUUAUUCCAAGAGACUAUCAGUAAAAGCACUACUGCAAGUCAACCAGUUUAUUUUUAGAACGAUUUUGGCUUGAAUGUAGAAAAUCUUUUAAGGCCCAGUCAAAAAACUACACACUUAAAGAUGAUAUUUUCGAUCUCUUUAUGACGUUUAGUGUUCCUUUUUGGUGUCUUUUACUUCGGAGGGGCACAUACAAAGCGAAGCUUCAAUUAUUGCUAGAAAAAGCUUCCCAUUAGAACAAUGUAUCUAAAAAUGAAAAGAUCCGUGAAAAUGCCGUGUCUUAGGCUGGUAUGGGAGUUGCUCACUCCAGGUUAUGGGCUCCUGUACAAAUAUAUACUAGGCUUAGUUUUCAGCUAGCCACCAGUUAAACUUCUUGCCUGUCAAUACUGUAUGAAGCUUACCAACAAUGCAACCCGCUGAGAGACAAAAGGUAUUCAUUGAACCAGAUCUUUCUCUUGACAGGAUUAAAAAAAAACAUUAAUCGGUUCAUUGUACAAACCGAUUUUUAAAACGAUUAGAAAACUAUUGUUUAUCAACAAACAAAUUAGUCAUAAUUGCACCUCGAUUAAAAGUAACAUCCAGCGGCUUUCUAGAUGUUGUGGCUAUCUCUAACGAAUUUACGAAUUUCGUUCAUUUUGCAGUCAAAAAGAACACUCUAGCAUACCUUUAGUUCUGCCACACAGUGAAGGGCUUUCUAAGGGCUCAUAGUGCAUGAUACCAUGAUGUCAUUUCAACUUUUAACAAUUGGAAGUAAUGCAUUAUGAAUCAUAUUUCACGGCGGCGGCAACACCAGAAGUAGGCCUUGAGAAAAUGGAGGAAAAAUCAGAAUGCAAUGCUGAUAUUACUGCUUGGGUUUUCCUGUAAGACGGAAGUCACGUCAUGAAGGUCUGGUUAUGGCCUAGAGCACUAAUUUUUACAGUAGUUGUUUUGUUGAUUUACUGGCUGAAAGUGGAUGGGAGAUCAAACGCUGGUCAAGACAGCAUCGCACUGUCAACAACAUCGAAUCGAAGACAAAACAAUUUUUAUAAACAUCACAAGAAACAUUCGUCCAGUGAACAUAGUGCCUUCAGAGCAAAUACAAAGAGAAUCAGAGACGACAUUGAGUUACCUUCUCGUGGAAAAACUGCGAAAAAAUUUAUGACCGAUGAUGAAUCUAGAGGACAAUUUCCGUUGUACAAGCGGAAUGCAAUGCAAAAUGACACGAACCAUAAAAAGGAAAGAAUUACAGUUAAAUCAAAUGCUUCUAAAUUACCUGAGGGUUGGAAUUUAAACAUUUCAGAGGAGGCCGAAGAUGGUCUUACCAAGAGAUCACGAAACAGAGUACGAUUAAAAUCGCAAAGAUCUUACCUAGCGACGACGCAACAGAAGCAAAAUGGCUUUACAGCGAAGAUAAACGUUACGAGAAGUUCUGGCCACAGAUUUUCUGUCAAGGAACAGAAGAGACAGGAGAUACUGGGAGGAAAUACAAAUGAUGUGCGCCCCAUAAAACUAUACAACAGUUACACAGGAGAAACAUCUGAAGAUGGCGCGCGUUUAACUGAAAACUCUGACCGCUUUUUAACUAAUUUAGUUGAGGCAAACACUGGGCUACGAGCCAUGACGCCUACCCACUUCUACGCCCGUCCUGUUCACAAGUAUUUGGGUCCUCAACAUCGCUUCGCUAAAGCUCCUAUCCACCGAUAUAUUUCUUCGCCGGUGGUAUUCAAAGGUGCUAAUGGAGAGAAUAAUGCAAUAGUAGGUGAAGAUGUCGUUGGUAACAAAGGAUUAUCGGUAACUGGAAGACAAUUUGGUCUUGAAUCUCAGCCUUUUUUCCCAGGACCGCCUCGCCACAGUCCACAUGUGAUAGUUGUAAAUAGGCCUUUUCAUUCUCCAGUACCAGUACCUGUCCCAGUACCCCCAAAGAUUGUUGUUCUGCCUCACCCGAUACCUCUGCCACCUCAACGAGUCCCCAUGCCUCUUAUGUUACCUAGACCGCGGCCAAGGCCAAUAUUUAUUAUACAUCACAAAGUGCUUUCAGGUCCAGGUAAGUUCUUGCCUCUAGCACCUCCAUCCAUUGAGACAGCCGGUGUAGUAACUUCUUCAAAACAAUAAUACAGUCAACUCUCUCUAAGACAGACACCUUUAGGACUGGCGCCACAUGCAUGUGUCCGUCUUAGAGAGAUGUCUGUCCUAUAGAGAGUCAGCUAAAAGAAUAAAAUAAAGACAGGGACCAACUUUAGGUGUCCCUUUUCACAAGGUGUCCGUCUUAUAGAGGUAGCAGUCAAGUUAGGAGAGAAUCGACUGUAACAUUAUUGUUAAACGAACACCUUGCAAACGAUGUAACUCAGAUUGGUUCAAGCUCCAAACCACCCUCUGACGUUGGAUGGACGCACACAUACUUUCAAAUACUGUACACCAAAGUCUUCGUUGCACUCUUCUUCCUGACAACAAAGCAGCCUGCUAACGACCUCAUAGAUGAAAACGUUUAAGAUGAUUGCCAGGCACGUUUCUACGGGGUAGAUCCUCGCGGGCCGAGCAGUGUUUUCUGCAUCUUGAUAUUCACAAAAGUUUUCAAGUCUUGACACUUGAAUUCCCAUAACGGGACUUGCCUUUAAUAAUACGUUGUCUUUUGUUUGUUAAGUUAUUGACCCCUGUGCAGCAAAUCCGUGCAGAAACGGCGGAACAUGCACUGCAGUGAUGUAUGAAUACAGAUGCAUAUGUCCUUCUGGCUACAAAGGAGAAAAAUGUGAAGGUAAUAUUCUAUGAUGCGCUUUGCAUUAAGUUGAUGUUACAAAAGCGCCCUCUUGAAGCCCUGUGAUGCCACGCAAAAUGACCGCUUUUCUUGGUCACCAUCUUAGCUUGUACUAGAAAUGAUGAUUUAUCCACAUAGUGUAACGAUUAAACAAUUUCAGUGCAUGAGAUAUAAAAAUUACAUGUAAAAAAUGGCAUUUGCUGAAGAAAACACAUUCCAGCUCAAAAUAGCCCCGUAGGUCCAAUGAUCGAAACAAGGCACCGCCCAACGCAAAGCCCUCUCCUUAUUUAUUCCGACGUCGGCAGGUAUUAUAUUCAUGUACACUUUGCGUACGGUUUGUUUGCAGUCCAGAGUAAAUGUACUCCAAAUCCUUGCAAGAACUUUGGCAAAUGUACAGAGCUACCGGACGAUUAUGAGUGCACCUGUCAUCCUGGUUUUCACGGAAAGAGCUGCGAAGGUAAAUGACCUAGCGCUGAUAAACAUGACUUGUCCGCGUGCCGUACUUAGCCUGCGCGGGAGCUGCAGAAACAAUGCCCUGCCACGGUCUCCACCGGAAAAGCCCCAGCUUGUUGCCAUUCUCUCCUUGGACGUACACAAUAUGCAUUUAAAAAUCUGCAGUUAGAUAACAUCAUCUGGCUUCCUCUCCCUCGGACGUAUAAGGAAGUCCAUAGUUUCACCUUGGAAGUUGCAACCUCACUCAGCUGUAUAUUUUGUUUGCUUGUUUGUUCACCAAUGUUGCUGCUGUUGCGUGAAGAUGUUUUGCAAAGAUUUCACUUUUAAUAGAUAUUCUAUGAUGUGCUUUGUAAGUUGAUGUCACAGAAAUGCCCUGCUGAAGCCCAGUAAUGCCACAUAAAAUGACCGCUCUGUUGGUCACCGUCUUAGCUUGUACUAGAAAUGAAGAUUUAUCCACAAUUUAUCUUUAAGCUGGAAGUUUGCCAACCACAAAAGAAGAGUGAGCGUCAGCUGUGUUGCUUACUAAUUAUGUUAUUGCUUAAGGUUACUUCUGAAAUAGCCAAAAGUGCAAAAUAGCAGUAGUUUUCUGAAACAUUAAAUCCAAGAGGGGCGUUUCUGGAAAACUAAAAUUGCUAGUUUGUACCUCAGAGCCUCAGUCACUUUGUCUCAUAGACGGUAUAGCUAAACCUAAUACCUAAACCUAAAUGUUAUUAAAAUAUAUCUUAAUCUACUGUAUCUUUCGAACGCUGUAUUCUGUUUUCAGUUGAAAGCAGGUGUGAACCGAACCCAUGCAGGAAUGGCGGCGUUUGUACGGAAAACGUUGGAGCGUACGUUUGUUCGUGCAAUGCAGGGUUCAUGGGACAGAACUGCGAACGUGAGUGAACUGUAAAGUUAUAAUCUGCGAUCAUUAACAACUCGUCAAGCUUGGUGUUACGAAAACCAUUGUUGUUCACGAUCAACCACUGCCGGUCUGGGGCAGCUACUCACGUUUGAUUGCUGAGUGACCUGAGUCUUUAUAUGCGACAUCACUGACUUCGCAACAGGCGACUACCGUUAAGAGGUUCCCGUCUCAUAAAAGUUAAAGUAAAAUCAGAAUUCUCUAAAGAGGGACGUUAUAUAAUCUAGAUUGCCCUAUGAGGAGGGGGGCAUAGCAACAACCAAAUUAAACCCUUCAAUGAUAGAACAAUCGUUUGCCAAAAUAUUGCUAUAUGUCAGCGACAAGCUAUGAUAAAUUGUAAAAAUAUUUACCGAUUCCAUGCACUCGUCCACAUUCUACCAGCUUUAACGUAACGUAUUUUAUCAUCUUAAGGCGAAUCAAAAUGUUUGCCAAUAAAUCCGUGCAAAAAUGGAGGCGUUUGCACUGAAGACCUCGGAGGCUACAAAUGCAACUGUAAAGAUGGCUACAAUGGAUUAAAUUGUGAAGGUAAACAGAGUCAAAAGAUUAUUGUUUAAUGUUACUCAAAUCUUUUUUCCGGAAGAUGAUGAUGAAGAGGAUGAGGAUAAUAAUGAAGAUGAUAAUGGUGAAAUAAUAAAGAUAAUGACGAUGAUGUUAAUAAUAUAUUGAAUGUCUUAAUAACUUUUCCACUGCAGUUAGUGAAGCUAGAACCGCCUGUGAUAGCAAUCCUUGCCGUAAUGCCGCCACCUGCAUCGCCAGUAUCUAUGAUGGCUCCAAAUAUACAUGUUACUGUACCACAGGAUUCACAGGAAUUAACUGUGAUGGUAGGUUUAUAUGGUGCCUUAAAAGUCUGCCUGUACUGAAAAUGCAAUGCUAACAGACAGUUAUGUUCUAUACCAACAGCCUUUAUACAUGUUAUGUCAGACGAGCACAACAUAUGUUUCUAAAUAUUCGAGUUGUCACUGUUGUCGCUGUUGUACCUGUUGUCACUGUUGUUCCUCUUGUCACUGAUUUCACUGCUGUUGCUUUUCUCACUGCUGAUGUUGUUGUUACUGUCGUUGCUUUUCUCACUGUUCUCACUGUUGUCGUUGUUAACACUGUACCACUGGAGUUCCUGUUUCCACUGUUCUCUCUGUUGUCACUGCUGUCCCUGUUAGCACUGUUGAUCCUGUUGUCACCGUUGUCACUGUUGUCAAUGUUGUCGCUGUUGUCACCCUUGUCACGGUUAUCACUGUUGUCGCUGUUGUUGCUGUUGUCGCCGUUGUCACUGUUGUCAUCCUUCUCACCGUCGUCGCUGUUGUCACUGUCGCCACCAUUGUCACCGUUCUUGCUCUUGUUCCUAUUGUCACUGUUGUCGCUGUUGUCGCUGCUGUCACCGUUGUCACCAUUGUCGCUGUUGUCACACUUGUCACUGUUGUCACCAUUGUCAGCGUUGCCGCUGUUCUCACUGUUAAUACCCUCAUCACCGAUGUUACUGUUGUUGGUCUUGUUGUUGUUGUCACUGUUGUCGCUGCUCUCACUGUUGUCGCCUUUCUCACCGUUGUCACUGUUGUUGCUGUUGUCAACCUUCUCAACAUUGUCACUGUUGUCGCUGUUGUCACACUUGUCACCGUUGUCACUGUUGUCACUGUUGUCGCUGUUGUCACACUUGCCACCAUUGUCGCUGUUGUCACUGUUGUCACUGUUGCCGCUGAUGUCACUGUUGUCACCCUUGUUACCCUUGUCACCGUUGUCACUGUUGUCACGGUUGUCACCCUUGUCACCCUUAUCACCGUAGUCUCUGUUGUCACACUUGUCACAGUUAUCGCUGUUGUCGCUGUUGUCACUGUUGUCGCUGUUGUCACCCUUGUCACCGUAAUCACUGUUGUCACAGUUGUCACCGUUCUCACUGUUGUUGCUGUUGUCACUGUCACUGUUGUCACCCUUGUCACCGUAAUCACUGUUGUCACCCUUGUCACCGUAAUCACUGUUGUCACUGUUGUCACAGUUGUCACCCUUGUCACCGUUGUCACUGUUGUUGCUGUUGUCACUGUCACUGUUGUCACCCUUGUCACCGUAAUCACUGUUGUCGCUGUUGUCACCCUUGUCAAGGUAAUCACUGUUGUCACUGUUGUCACAGUUGUCACCCUUGUCACCGUUGUCACUGUUGUUGCUGUUGUCACUGUCACUGUUGUCACCCUUGUCACCGUUUUCACUGCUCUCACCCUUGUCAACAUUGUCACUGUUGUCGCUGUUCUCUCUGUUGUCACUGUUGUCAGAGUUGUCACACUUGACACCGUUCUAACUGUUGUCGCUGUUGUCAUGCUUGUCACUGUUGUCGCUGUUGUCACUCUGUCGCUGUUGUCACUCUGUCGCUGUUGUCAACGUUGUCACUGUUGUCGCUGUUCUAACUGUUGUCACCCUUGUCACCAUUGUCACCCUUGUCACCGUUGUCACUGUUGUCACCCUUGUCACCGUUGUCACUGUUCUUGCUGUUGUCAGUGUUGUCACACUUGUCACCAUUCUCGCUGUUGUCGCUGUUCUCACUGUUGUCAUUGUUGUCGCUGUUUUCACUGUUGUCACCUUUGUCACUGUUGUCGCUGUUUUCACACUUGUCACCGCUGUAGCUGUUGUCGCUGUUGUCACUGUUGUAACCUUGUCACCGUUGUCACCGUUGUCACUGUUCUCAGAGUUCCCACACUUGUCACCGUUGUCACUGUUGUCGCUGUUGUCAGUGUUCUCACGGUUGUCAACGUUGUCACCAUUGUCACUGUUGUCGCUGUUGUCACCCUUGUCACCGUUGUCACUGUUCUCACCCUUGUCACCAUUGUCACUGUUGUUGCUGUUGUCAGUGUUGUCACUGUUGUCGCUGUUGUCACUGUUGUCGACCUUGUCACCGUUGUUGCCCUUGUCACCGUUGUUACUGUUGUCAAACUUGGCACUGUUGUCGCUGUUGUCACCCUUGUCACUGUUGUUGCUGUUAUCAGUGUUUUCACUGUUGUCACUGUUAACACCCUUGUCACCGUUCUCACUGUUGUCGCUGUUGUCACUGUUGUCAUUGUUGUUGCUAUUGUCACCCUAGUCACCAUUGUCACUGUUGUCACCCUUGUCACCGUUGCAACUGUGGUUGCUGUUGUCAGUGUUGUCACUUUUGUCGCUGUUGUCACACUUGUCACCAUUGUCAAUGUUGUCGCUGUUGUCACUGUUGUCACUGUUUCCACUGUUAUCACUGUUGUCGCUGUUGUCACCAUUGUCACAGUUGUCGCUGUUGUCAAACUUGUAACAGUUGUCGCUGUUGUCAUUCUUGUCACCGAUGUCACUGUUAUCACCCUUGUCACCAUUGUCACUGUUGUUGCUGUUGUCAGUGUUCUCACUGUUGUCGACCUUCUCACCGUUGUCACUGUUGUCACCAUUGUCACUGUUCUCGCUGUUGUCUUGUCUUGUCUUGGUACCAUUGUCGCUGUUGUCACUGUUGUCACCGUUUUCACUGUUGUCACCCUUGUCACCGUAGUCAGUGUUGUCGCUGUUGUCACUGUUGUCACACUUGUCACUGUUGUCACUGUUGUCACUGUUGUCGCUGUUGUCACCCUUGUCACCGUUGUCACUAUUGUCGCUUUUAACACUGUUGUCACCCUUGUCACCCUAUUCACUGUUGUCACCGUUGACACCAUUGUCACCGUUUUUACUGUUGUCGCUAUUGUCACUGUUGUUGCUGCUGUCACUGCUGUCACUGUUGUCACUGCUGUCACUGUUGUCGCUGUUGUCACGCUUGUCCCCGUUGUCACUGUUGUCACCUUUGUCACACUUGUCAUCGUUGUUGCUGUUGUCGCUGUUGUCGCUGUUGUCACUGUUGUCGCUGUUCUCACCCUUGUCACUGUUUUUGCUGUUGUCACACUUGUCACCGUUGUCGCUGUUGUCACGCUUGUCGCUGUUGUCGCUGUUGUCGCUGUUGUCACUCUUGUCACUCUUAUCACCGUUGUCACUGUUGUCAUUGUUGUCACUGUUGUCAGUUUUGUCGCUGUCCUCACUGUUGUCACUCUUAAAACCGUUGUCACUGUUGUUGCUGUUGUCACUGUUGUCACUGCAGUCACCGUUGUCACUGUUGUCACCCUUGUCACCGUUGUCACUGUUGUCACCCUUGUCACCAUUGUCACUGUUGUCGCUGUUGUCACUGUUGUCACUGCUGUCACCGUUGUCACUGCUGUCACCCUUGUCACCGUUGUCACUGUUGUCACCCUUGUCACCAUUGUCACUGUUGUCGCUGUUGUCACUGUUGUCACUGUUGUCACACUUGUCACUGUUGUCACCCUUGUCACCGUUGUCAGUGUUGUCGCUGUUGUCACUGUUGUCACACUUGUCACUGUUGUCACUGUUGUCGCUGUUGUCACCCUUGUCACCGUUGUCACUAUUGUCGCUUUUAUCACUGUUGUCACCCUUGUCACCCUAUUCACUGUUGUCACCGUUGACACCAUUGUCACCGUUUUUGCUGUUGUCGCUAUUGUCACUGUUGUUGCUGCUGUCACUGCUGUCACUGUUGUCACUGCUGUCACUGUUGUCGCUGUUGUCACGCUUGUCACCGUUGUCACUGUUGUCACCUUUGUCACACUUGUCAUCGUUGUUGCUGUUGUCGCUGUUGUCGCUGUUCUCACCCUUGUCACUGUUUUUGCUGUUGUCACACUUGUCACCGUUGUCGCUGUUGUCACGCUUGUCGCUGUUGUCGCUGUUGUCGCUGUUGUCACUCUUGUCACUCUUAUCACCGUUGUCACUGUUCUCAUUGUUGUCACCGUUGUCAGUUUUGUCGCUGUCCUCACUGUUGUCACUCUUAAAACCGUUGUCACUGUUGUUGCUGUUGUCACUGUUGUCACUGCAGUCACCGUUGUCACUGUUGUCACCCUUGUCACUGUUGUCACCCUUGUCACCAUUGUCACUGUUGUCGCUGUUGUCACUGUUGUCACUGCUGUCACCGUUGUCACUGCUGUCACCCUUGUCACCGUUCUCACUGUUGUCACCCUUGUCACCAUUGUCACUGUUGUCGCUGUUGUCACUGUUGUCACUGUUGUCACCCUUGUCACUGUUGUCACCCUUGUCACCGUUGUCACUGUUGUCACCCUUGUCACCGCUGUCACUGUUGUCACCCUUGUCACUGUUGUCGCUGUUGUCACUGUUGUCACACUUGUCACUGUUGUCGCUGUUGUCACCCUUGUCACCGUUGUCACUAUUGUCACUUUUAUCACUGUUGUCACCCUUGUCACCCUAUUCACUGUUGUCACCGUUGUCACCAUUGUCACCGUUUUUGCUGUUGUCGCUAUUGUCACUGUUGUCGCUGCUGUCACUGCUGUCACUGUUGUCACUGCUGUCACUGUUGUCGCUGUUGUCACGCUUGUCACCGUUGUCACUGUUGUCGCUGUUGUCACCUUUGUCACACUUGUCAUCGUUGUUGCUGUUGUCGCUGUUGUCACUGUUGUCGCUGUUGUCACCCUUGUCACUGUUUUUGCUGUUGUCACACUUGUCACCGUUGUCACGCUUGUCGUUGUUGUCACUGUUGUCGCUGUUGUCACUCUUGUCACUCUUAUCACCGUUGUCACUGUUGUCAUUGUUGUCACUGUUGUCAGUUUUGUCGCUGUCCUCACUGUUGUCACUCUUAAAACCGUUGUCACUGUUGUUGCUGUUGUCACUGUUGUCACUGCUGUCACCGUUGUCACUGUUGUCACCCUUGUCACCGUUGUCACCCUAGUCACCAUUGUCACUGUUGUCGCUGUUGUCACUGUUGUCACUGCUGUCACCGUUGUCACUGCUGUCACCCUUGUCACCGUUGUCACUGUUGUCACCCUUGUCACCAUUGUCACUGUUGUCGCUGUUGUCACUGUUGUCACUGUUGUCACUCUUGUCACUGUUGUCACCCUUGUCACCGUUGUCACUGUUGUCACCCUUGUCACCGCUGUCACUGUUGUCACCCUUGUCACUGUUGUCGCUGUUGUCACUGUUGUCACACUUGUCACUGUUGUCGCUGUUGUCACCCUUGUCACCGUUGUCACUAUUGUCGCUUUUAUCACUGUUGUCACCCUUGUCACCCUAUUCACUGUUGUCACCGUUGUCACCAUUGUCACCGUUUUUGCUGUUGUCGCUAUUCUCACUGUUGUCACUGCUGUCACUGUUGUUGCUGUUUUCACGCUUGUCACCGUUGUCACUGUUGUCGCUGUUGUCAUCUUUGUCACACUUGUCAUCGUUGUUGCUGUUGUCGCUGUUGUCACCCUUGUCACUGUUUUUGCUGUUGUCACACUUGUCACCGUUGUCGCUGUUGUCACGCUUGUCGCUGUUGUCACUCUUGUCACUCUUAUCACCGUUGUCACGGUUGUCAGUUUUGUCGCUGUCCUCACUGUUGUCACUCUUAACACCGUUGUCACUGUUGUUGCUGUUGUCACUGUUGUCACUGCUGUCACCGUUGUCACUGUCGUCACCCUUGUCACCGUUGUCACUGUUGUCACCCUUGUCACCAUUGUCACUGUUGUCGCUGUUGUCACUGUUGUCACUGUUGUCACCCUUGUCACCGUUGUCACUGUUGUCACCCUUGUCUCCGCUGUCACUGUUGUCACCCUUGUCGCCGUUGUCACUGUUGUCGCUGUUGUCACUGUUGUCACCCUUGUCACCGUUGUCACUGUUGUCGCUGUUGUCACUGUUGUCACCCUUGUCACUGUUGUCUUACUUGUUACCGUUUUCACUGCUGUCGCUGUUGUCACUGUUGUCACCCUUGUCACCGUUGUCACUGUUGUCGCUGUUGUCACACUUGUCACUGUUGUCGCUGUUGUGACUGUUGUCACCCUUGUCACCGUUGUGACUGUUAUCACACUUGUCACCGUUGUCUGUGUUGUCCAUGUUGUCACUGUUGUCGCUAUUGUCACCAUUGUCGCCGGUUUCACUUUUGUGGCUUUUGUCACUGUUGUCACGGUUGUCACCCUUGUCACCAUUGUGACUAUUGUCACUGUUGUCACCGUUGUCACUGUUGUCGCUGUUGUCACCUUUUUCAACGUUGUUACUGUUGUCGCUGUUGUUACCCUUGUCCCUGUGGUGGCUGUUGUCACUUUUGUCACGCUUGUCACCGCUGUCACAGUUGUGGCUGUUGUCACUGUUUUCACAGUUGUAACCGUUGUCGCUGUUGUUGCUGUUGUCACUGUUGUCACAGUUGUCAGGCUUGUCAACAGUGUCACUGUUGUUGCUGUUACCGCGGUUGUCACACUUGUCACGGUUGUCGCUGUUCUCACUGUUGUCGCUGUUGUCACUGUUGUCACUGUUGUCAAAGUUGUCACACUUGACACUGUUGUUACUGUUGUCGCUGUUCUGAUGCUUGUCGCUGUUCUUGCCGUAGUAACUGUUGUCACUGUUGUCACCCUUGUCACUGUUGUCACCCUUGUCACCGUUGUCACUGUUGUCACCCUUGUCACCGCUGUCACUGUUGUCACCCUUGUCACUGUUGUCGCUGUUGUCACUGUUGUCACACUUGUCACUGUUGUCGUUGUUGUCACCCUUGUCACCGUUGUCACUAUUGUCGCUUUUAUCACUGUUGUCACCCUAUUCACUGUUGUCACCGUUGUCACCGUUUUUGCUGUUGUCGCUAUUCUCACUGUUGUCGCUGCUGUCACUGCUGUUUCUGUUGUCACUGCUGUCACUGUUGUCGCUGUUGUCACGCUUGUCACCGUUGUCACUGUUGUCACCUUUGUCACACUUGUCAUCGUUGUUGCUGUUGUCGCUGUUGUCACUGUUGUUGCUGUUGUCACCCUUGUCACUGUUUUUUCUGUUGUCACACUUGUCACCGUUGUCGCUGUUGUCACGCUUGUCGUUGUUGUCGCUGUUGUCGCUGUUGUCACUCUUGUCACUCUUAUCACUGUUGUCAUUGUUCUCACUGUUGUCAGUUUUGUCGCUGUCCUCACUGUUGUCACUCUUAAAACCGUUGUCACUGUUGUUGCUGUUGUCACUGUUGUCACUGCUGUCACCGUUGUCACUGUUGUCACCCUUGUCACCGUUCUCACUGUUGUCACCCUUGUCACCAUUGUCACUGUUGUCGCUGUUGUCACUGUUGUCACUGCUGUCACCGUUGUCACUGCUGUCACCCUUGUCACCGUUGUCACUGUUGUCACUGUUGUCACCCUUGUCACCAUUGUCACUGUUGUCGCUGUUGUCACUGUUGUCACUCUUGUCACUGUUGUCACUGUUGUCACCGUUGUCACUGUUGUCACCCUUGUCACCGUUGUCACUGUUGUCACCCUUGUCACUGUUGUCGCUGUUGUCACUGUUGUCACACUUGUCACUGUUGUCGCUGUUGUCACCCUUGUCACCGUUGUCACUAUUGUCGCUUUUAUCACUGUUGUCACCCUUUUCACCCUAUUCACUGUUGUCACCGUUGUCACCAUUGUCACCGUUUUUGCUGUUGUCGCUAUUCUCACUGUUGUCGCUGCUGUCACUGCUGUCACUGUUGUCACUGCUGUCACUGUUGUUGCUGUUUUCACGCUUGUCACUGUUGUCGCUGUUGUCAUCUUUGUCACACUUGUCAUCGUUGUUGCUGUUGUCGCUGUUGUCACCCUUGUCACUGUUUUUGCUGUUGUCACACUUGUCACCGUUGUCGCUGUUGUCACGCUUGUCGCUGUUGUCACUCUUGUCACUCUUAUCACCGUUGUCACGGUUGUCAGUUUUGUCGCUGUCCUCACUGUUGUCACUCUUAACACCGUUGUCACUGUUGUUGCUGUUGUCACUGUUGUCACUGCUGUCACCGUUGUCACUGUUGUCACCGUUGUCACCCUUGUCACCAUUGUCACUGUUGUCACUGUUGUCACCCUUGUCACUGUUGUCACUCUUGUCACUGUUGUCACCCUUGUCACCGUUGUCACUGUUGUCACCCUUGUCUCCGCUGUCACUGUUGUCACCCUUGUCGCUGUUGUCACUGUUGUCACUGUUGUCACCCUUGUCAUCGUUGUCACUGUUGUCGCUUUUGUCACUGUUGUCACCCUUGUCACUGUUGUCUUACUUGUUACUGUUUUCACUGCUGUCGCUGUUGUCACUGUUGUCACCCUUGUCACCGUUUUCACUGUUGUCGCUGUUGUCACACUUGUCACUGUUGUCGCUGUUGUGACUGUUGUCACCCUUGUCACCGUUGUGACUGUUAUCACACUUGUCACCGUUGUCUGUGUUGUCCAUGUUGUCACUGUUGUCGCUAUUGUCACCAUUGUCGCCGGUUUCACUUUUGUGGCUGUUGUCACUGUUGUCACUGUUGUCACCCUUGUCACCAUUGUGACUGUUGUCACUGUUGUCACCGUUGUCACUGUUGUCGCUGUUGUCGCUGUUGUCACCUUUUUCAACGUUGUUACUGUUGUCGCUGUUGUCACCCUUGUCCCUGUGGUGGCUGUUGUCGCUUUUGUCACGCUUGUCACUGCUGUCACAGUUGUGGCUGUUGUCACUGUUGUCACAGUUGUAACCAUUGUCGCUGUUGUUGCUGUUGUCACUGUUGUCAGGCUUGUCAACAGUGUCACUGUUGUUGCUGUUACCGCGGUUGUCACACUUGUCACGGUUGUCGCUGUUCUCACUGUUGUCGCUGUUGUCACUGUUGUCAAAGUUGUCACACUUGACACUGUUGUUACUGUUGUCGCUGUUCUCAUGCUUGUCGCUGUUCUUGCUGUAGUAACUGUUGUCACUCUUGUCACUCUUCUUACCGUUGUCACUGUUGUCGCUGUGUUCACUGUUCUCACUGUUGUCGCUUUUGUCGCUGUUUUCACUGUUGUCACCCUUAGCAGUUGUCACUGUUGUCACUAUUGUCGCUUUUAUCACUAUUAUCACCCUUGUCACUAUUGUCGCUCUUGUCGCUGUUUUCACUCUUGUCACCGCUGUUACUGUUGUCGCUGUUGUCACCCUAGUCACCGUUGUCACUUUUGUCACUGUUGUCACCGUUGUCACCAUUGUCACCGUUUUUGCUGUUGUCGCUAUUGUCACUGUUGUCACUGUUGUCACUGCUGUCACUGUUGUCGCUGUUGUCACGCUUGUCACCGUUGUCACUGUUGUCGCUGUUGUCACCUUUGUCACUUGUCAUCGUUGUUGCUGUUCUCGCUGUUGUCACUGUUGUCGCUGUUGUCACCCUUGUCACUGUUUUUGCUGUUGUCACACUUGUCACCGUUGUCGCUGUUGUCGCUGUUGUCACUCUUGUCACUCUUAUCACCGUUGUCACUGUUGUCAUUGUUGUCAGUUUUGUCGCUGUCCUCACUGUUGUCACUCUUAACACCGUUAUCACUGUUGUUGCUGUUGUCACUGUUGUCACUGCUGUCACCGUUGUCACCCUUGUCACCGUCGUCACUGUUGUCACCCUUGUCACCAUUGUCACUGUUGUCACACUUGUCACUGUUGUCACUGUUGUCGCUGUUGUCACCCUUGUCACCGUUGUCACUAUUGUCACUUUUAUCACUGUUGUCACCCUUGUCACCGUUUGUCUGUUGUCCUGUUGUCACUAUUGUCACUGUUGUUUUAUCACUGUUGUUGUCACCCUUGUCACCCUAUUCACUGUUGUCACCCUUGUCACCCUAUUCACUGUUGUCACCGUUGUCACCGUUUUUGCUGUUGUCACUAUUGUCACUGUUGUCGCUGCUGUCACUGCUGUCACUGUUGUCACUGCUGUCACUGUUGUCGCUGUUUUCACGCUUGUCACCGUUGUCACUGUUGUCGCUGUUGUCACUGUUGUCACCCUUGUCACCGUUGUCACUGUUGUCACUAUUGUCACUGUUGUCGCUGUUGUCACUCUUGUCACCGUUGUCACCGUUGUCACUGUUGUCACCCUUGUCACCGUUGUCACUGUUUUCACCCUUGUCACCGUUGUCACUGUUGUCACCCUUGUCACCGCUGUCACUGUUGUCACCCUUGUCACCGUUGUCACUGUUGUCGCUGUUGUAACUGUUGUCACACUUGUCACUGUUGUCACUGUUGUCGCUGUUGUCACCCUUGUCACCGUUGUCACUAUUGUCGCUUUUAUCACUGUUGUCACCCUUGUCACCCUAUUCACUGUUGUCACCGUUGUCACCAUUGUUACCAUUGUCACCGUUUUUGCUGUUGUCGCUUUUGUCACUGUUGUCGCUGCAGUCACUGAUGUCACUGUUGUCACUGCUGUCACUGUUGUCGCUGUUUUCACGCUUGUCACCGUUGUCACUGUUGUCGCUGUUGUCAUCUUUGUCACACUUGUCAUCGUUGUUGCUGUUGUCGCUGUUGUCACCCUUGUCACUGUUUUUGCUGUUGUCACACUUGUCACCGUUGUCACUGUUGUCACCCUUGUCACCAUUGUCACUGUUGUCACUCUUGUCACUCUUAUCACCGUUGUCACUGUUGUCAGUUUUGUCGCUGUUCUCACUGUUGUCACUCUUAUCACCGUUGUCACUGUUGUUGCUGUUGUCACUGUUGUCACUGCUAUCACCGUUGUCACUGUUGUCACCCUUGUCACCGUUGUCACUGUUGUCACCCUUGUCACCAGUUGUCACUGUUGUCGCUGUUGUCACCCUUGUCACUGUUGUCACUCUUGUCACUGUUGUCACCCUUGUCACCGUUGUCACUGUUGUCACCCUUGUCACCGUUGUCACUGUUGUCACCCUUGUCACUGUUGUCACCCUUGUCUCCGCUGUCACUGUUGUCACCCUUGUCACCGUUGUCACUGUUGUCGCUGUUGUCACUGUUGUCACUGUUGUCACCCUUGUCACCGUUGUCACUGUUGUCGCUGUUGUCACUGUUGUCACCCUUGUCACUGUUGUCUUACUUGUUACCGUUUUCACUGCUGUCGCUGUUGUCACUGUUGUCACCCUUGUCACCGUUGUCACUGUUGUCGCUGUUGUCACACUUGUCACUUUUGUCGCUGUUGUGACUUUUGUCACCCUUGUCACCGUUGUCACUGUUGUCACACUUGUCACCGUUGUCUGUGUUGUCCAUGUUGUCACUGUUGUCACUGUUGUCGCUAUUGUCACCAUUGUCGCCGGUUUCACUUUUGUGGCUGUUGUCACUGUUGUCACUGUUGUCACCCUUGUCACCAUUGUGACUGUUGUCACUGUUGUCACCGUUGUCACUGUUGUCGCUGUUGUCACCUUUUUCAACGUUGUUACUGUUGUUGCUGUUGUCACCCUUGUCCCUGUUGUGGCUGUUGUCACUUUUGUCACGCUUGUCACCGCUGUCACAGUUGUGGCUGUUGUCACUGUUGUCACAGUUGUAACCGUUGUCGCUGUUGUUGCUGUUGUCACUGUUGUCACAGUUGUCAGGCUUGUCAACAGUAUCACUGUUGUUGCUAUUGCCGCGGUUGUCACACUUGUCACUGUUGUCGCUGUUCUCACUGUUGUCGCUGUUCUCACUGUUGUCGCUGUUGUCACUGUUGUCACUGUUGUCACACUUGACACUGUUGUUACUGUUGUGGCUGUUUUCAUGCUUGUUGCUGUUCUUGCUGUAGUAACUGUUGUCACUCUUGUCACUCUUCUUACCGUUGUCACUGUUGUCGCUGUGUUCACUGUUCUCACUGUUGUCGCUUUUGUCGCUGUUUUCACUGUUGUCACCCUUAGCAGUUGUCACUGUUGUCGCUGUUGUCGGUGUUGUCACCCUUGUCACCCUUGUCAUCGUUAUCACUGUUGUCGCUGUUGUCACACUUGUCACCGUUGUCCCUGUUGUCACUGUUUUCACCCUUGUCACCGUUUUCACUAUUGUCACCCUUGUCAAAUGUUGUCAGUGUUGUCGCUGUUAUCACUGUUGUCACACCUUUCACCGUUGUCGCUGUUGUCACUGUUGUCACCCUUGUCACCGUUGUCACUGUUUUUACUGUUGUCCCUGUUGUCACUGUUGUCGCUGUUGUCACCCUUGUCACUCUUGUCCCUGUUGUCACUUUUGUCACACCUGUCACCGUUGUCGCUGUUGUCGAUGUUGUCAGUGUUGUCGCGGUUGUCACCCUUGUAACCGUAAUCACUCUUGUCACAGUUGUCACCAUUGUCACUUUUGUUGCUGUGUUUAGUGUUGUCAGUGUUGUCGCUGUUGUCACUGUUGUCACCCUGGUCACCAUUGUCGCUGUUUUCACUCUUGUCACCGCUGUUACUGUUGUCGCUUUUGUCACCCUAGUCACCGUUGUCACUUUUGUCACUGUUGUCACUAUUAUCACUGUUGUUGCUGUUGUUGUCAGUGUUGUCGCUGUUGUCACUUUUGCCACCCUUGUCACUGUUGUUGCUGUUGUCAUGCUUGUCGCUGUUGUCGCUGUUGUCACUCUUGUCACUCUUGUCACCGUUUUUACUGUUGUCGCUGUCGUCACGGUUCUCACCGUUAUCACUGUUGUCGCUUUUGUCGCUGUUCUCACUGUUGUCACCCUUAACAUCGUUGUCACUGUUGUUGCUGUUGUCACUGUUGUCACCGUUGUCACUGUUGUCACUGUUGUCAUCCUUGUUACCGUUGUCAGUGUUGUCACCCUUGUCACCGUUGUCAGUGUUGUCGCAGUUGUUUCUGUUGUCACCGUUGUCACUGUUGUCGCUGUUGUCACCCUUGUCACCGUUGUCACUGUUGUCUCACUUGUCACCGUUGUCACUGUUGUCGCUGUUGUCACACUUGUCACUGUUGUCGCUGUUGUCAGUGUUGUCAAUGUUUUCGCUGUUGUCACCCUUGUAACCGUAAUCACUGUGGUCACUGUUGUCACAGUUGUCACGAUUGUCACUGUUGUUGCUUUUUUCAGUGUUGAUGGUGUUGUCACUGUUUUCACCCUUGUCACCAUUGUCACUGUUGUCGCUGUCGUCACUUUUUUUCACCUUUGUCACCGCUGUUACUGUUGUCGCUGUUGUCACCCUAAUCACCGUUGUCACUGUUGUCACAGUUGUUGCUUAUCACUUGCUUAUUAUCACUGUUGUUGCUUUUGUCAGUGUUGUCGCUGUUGUCACUUUUGCCACCCUUGUCACCGUUGUCACUUUCGUCACUGUUGUCACCGUUGUCACUGUUGUCGCUGUUGUCAAUGUUGUCACCCUUGUUACCGCUGUCGCUGUUGUUGCUGUUGUUAGUGUUGUCACUGUUGUCGCUGUUGUCACUGUUGUUACCCUUGUCACCGUUGUCACUGUUGUUGAUGUUGUCACCCUCUUCACCGUUGUCACUGUUGUCGCUGUUGUCACUGUUGUCACACUUGUCACUGUUGUCGCUGUUGUCACUGUUUUCACCUUUGUCAUCGCUUUUACUGUUGUCACUGUUGUGAGACUUGUCACACUUGUCACCGUUUUCGCUGUUGUCACGCUUGUCACUGUUGUCACUGUUGUCGCUUUUGUCGCUGUCCUCACUGUUGCCAACGUUUUCACUGUUGUCGCUGUUCUGAGUGUUGUAACCCCUGUCACCGUUGUCGCUGUUGUCACUGUUGUCACCCUUGUCACUGUUGUCGCUGUUGUCACCCUUGUCACGAUUAUCACUGUAGUCACUGUUGUCACUGUUGUCACAGUUGUCACUGCUAUCACCGUCGUCACCGUUGUCGCUGUUGUUACUGUUGUCACUGUUGUCACCAUUGUCACAGUUGUCACUAUUGUCACCAUUCUCCCUGUUGUCACUGUCGUCACCCUUUCACUGUUGUCACUGUUGUUGCUGUUGUCAGUGUUGUCACCCUUGUCACCGUUGUCACUUUUGUCACUGUUGUCACUGAUGUUACCCUUGUCACUGUUGUUGCGUGGUCGCUGUUUUUACCGUUGUCAGCAUUGUUGCUGUUGUCACCUUUGUCACUGUCGUCGCUGUUGACGCUGUUGUCACUGCUGUCUCUUUUUUUACAUGGGCUUUUUUUCUAGGAUGGAUGCUUGUAAUGAACGUAGACUAUGUAAGCUAGUUUAAUACUGACUGAUCUUCGUUUCUAUGCUUAAUUAUGUUGUUAAAAUUUUGUUUUUAGAAAGAACAUUUCCGGCGGUCGUUGUGUCAAAUUCUGCUUGCGGCCCAGUCAACCCAUGCUUAUUUGGUGGCCACUGUAUACCCGUGGGCAUCGAGUUUACUUGUGCAUGUCCCUCGGGACGUGGAGGAUCACGCUGCGAGAAAACAAGUAUGUAAACAAUGUUAUAUUUUCUUUACGCUUCAUAUUCCUGUAAAUAUGAAGUCAACUAUUAACGAUGAUGGAGUGUUGCUCUGGAACUUUAUUGGCGAAUCCUUUAUGGAUUAAUUUACUUGGCCACAAUAAUAUUAGGUCAUCAAAAUUGACGGUACACCCGCCAUUCAGAGGGAUAGAGUACAGAUUAAGGCUGUUGGUACAGUGAGCUAAGAGUCCCUGCGCCUCGCAUUAAAAAAAGCCAGCAUUGAUAGCAGUUUUUUAUGUGUACAAAAACUAAAAGAGCAACCCUAUUGAAAUUAAAGUUUCUAACUAGCUAAGAAUCUACAUGAUUAUUUCCAGAAUGGGGAGAAGGCUCCCCUUACUGGUAGCAGGAAAAAUGUGAAGUUGGUCAGUCACAUUAGCGUUCAGCCAUUUAUUUCUCUUAAAAAUAAAUUUCAUUCUCGUGAGUUAUGUCAGUGUUCAGAAAAUGCAAAUGUUCUCAAUGUUACGAUCGCACAGUCUACUAAGAACUUUAUUCAACCGCUGUCUACUCAGAUCUAUAAUGAUGCAAUCACGGCAAUGCUCACAACAGAUGACUGCAAACUGUAUUUCUGAGAAUAUCACCGUUUUCAAGUACUUUUUACUACGACUGGUUCCUGACUGUACUGAGCUGACUAGGACUGUAGAUAAUACUUCAUGGGACUUCGAGGUCAUUGAGGCAUUGACAUUGAAGAAAUUUAGGGCUUAAUUGCCUUAAUGUUCAGUACGUUAUAAACGCCUACACUAAACAGCUUGCCAAUUAAUGUUACGACAUGCAAAGCAUAGAUGACAAUGCCAUUGCAACCUCGGUGGCGGCUACAGGAGAGGGGCUGGCUGGGACCCCCUUAUUUUUAGAGGAAACCGAGACCCGAAGGGCCGAAAAAAAAAUUGGAGACCGCCCCCUCUCCUCAUCUCAAGGUCUGGGUCUGGUCUCAAACACGAAACAAUGCAAUCCACUAUCUUAACAUAACUUUUCGCUGUACAUAAAGACGAGGAGGACGUUUCUCAGGAAAAUUACAUUAACUGUCCAACGUUCACCUACAUUUUACGGCGGUGAUAGAUACCUCUUUUAAACUGCACGUUCAACAUUGAUUGACAAAAAUUCAAAUCAUUUUUCGUAAAAAAAAGUUACCACUAAUUGCAGAAUCGUUCAUCCGUUCAAACUACAAUCCUGGACAAACGUUCUUGGGACAGUACUGCAAUAUUCAUAGUUUUCUGUCAUUUCUCGGGUCCCUCUUAAAACAGUGCAUCCUUUUCGAAAUUUUCUUGCAGUUCUCCCUCCCCCACCCUAUACAAAGUUGAAACUCGGAAAAAAUUCAAUAAUCCAAGCGUCCAACAUUGUUUGUGGGGUAAGGGGAGGGGUUGGGCCUGUGUGAAUUGGAAAACGCCUCGGAAACGCAAAAGUGUUCCAAGACUUUUGCCCAUGAUUGUAGGUCUAUUCUCAUUAACCCUUUAAGUCCCAAUAGUGCUCAAAAUCAAUUUUCUCCUAACGAUAUCCAUAGACUAUCAUGAGCAAAGUCUAUGAGAAUUAACAAAAUGAUCCCAAAGAGAAAAAUCUUUACCAAAUUCUCUCAACUAAUUCUUCAAGGAAAUGUAUGGAGAUCAGUUUGGAGAAUUUGUACGUGGAUAUUCGGACUUAAAGGGUUAAGGCUAAGUUCACACUGUACCGGGAAGUAUAUCCGGGGCGGCACAAGUCGUUCACACACAUCGAACCUCGUGUCGGCGCGCUUAGCCGAGAGGGUUUGGUGCAAUGAAUUCCAGUCCUCCCUCCUGAAUAUUUACUUCCCUCUCAGUGGGUUCCAGUCCACGCUCCUGAUAAUUCACUUUCACAACCGUUCUUGUGUGUGAACAGAAGCCCUAUCUUAUAAGACUUUUAUGGCGGCGCAACAGCUAUCCGGUAUGGUGUGAAGAUAGCCGUAAUACCAUAUUUUGAGCUGCAGAUAAUGUGAAGAUAGCCGUAAUACCAUAUUUUGAGCUGCAGAUAAUGUGAAGAUAGCCGUAAUACCAUAUUUUGAGCUGCAGAUAAUCUGAAGAUAGCUGUAAUACCAUAUUUUGAGCUGAAGAUAAUAUGAAGAUAGCCGUAAUACAACACUUUGAGCUGCAGAUAAUUUUCAUCACCUGAGAUCGAAGCACAAUCACCUAUUGUUAUAUUUUGUUUAGAACCGAUACGAGAAUUCAGAACCCUGAACGUUCCUCUUAAGUUAUGCGAGCAGCGCAAGUAACUAUUUAAGCAGGACAUAUGUAUCUCCUGAAGGUUUUGGAGAGUGAGGAGGUUUAUGCUGAUAUAAGUGCCAUCACUCGCCCCUACUUGAAAACUUCUUUUCAGUUUUAAUUCGGGAUCAACAGUUCUCGUUCACUACAGCUUUUGUUCUUGCACACCCCUUUAAGUAACUGCUUUUUGGUUUUGGUUUUUGUUUUUUUAUUUCAUUUUCUAUUCUUAUCCAGCGUUUGAACUUUAUAUUAUUAUUAAAUAUUUUACCCAUCAAGAAAAGUUCCGAUAAUUGUGCGCAACUUAAUUGCAAACUAUUUGCCAUUUUAAUAAAUCCUUCUUGUUGAAAACUAAGACUUUUCUUAGUAUUCAUGUAAGUGUUACGUCUAAUUCAAAAACUACGGACGUUAACUCUGAAUAUUACAGGACAUCACCCAGACAAGAUGGUGGUGUACCCGACCCUGUAGAAAGUGUUUUAAUCUCCCAAGUAUGCCUGCCCGAAAUUCGUUAUCUAUUUCUCAAACCCAUUCUUCAUACCAGUUUUAGACUUUCGUAGCCGUUUUUUCGGUAAACGGAAUUGAUUUGUGCAACUGUGUAACGCGAUUCCGGGACGAAAUUUACCAGUCCUGAAUUUUGCUUACCAUGUUAGUUCCCAAAACGUGAACCUACCGGUUUGCCCAUAUAAAUGGUGCACAACCCAGCAGUCAUACGCGAAACUCUUUUCCUGAAACUGUUGACUAAAUUGUUUGUUUGUUUUUUUGGCGUUGUGGACACCAUUGUUGGUUCGCUUGUGGUUUGUGGUGUAGUAUUGUUCCAUAUCUUUUUAAUCUUUUGUAUUACGUCAUUUAGUCCUAGAGGGUACGUCCUAAUAACAGGCUAAUGGGGAUGUGCCGCUGGAUGGGGUCGCGUUUUAACGGCUGGAUUGACUAUAAUGGGGUUGCAUUUUCAUUAGAGUUACUAGAAUGGGAUCGCACAUUUUCGGGAUUUGGGGAUCAGAAAAUUCAGGUAGGUAGGGAUUUUAAAAUGGGAAGAUUUUUUCUCAAGUUUAACCAAUGUGUCAGCUCAUUUCAGGAUGACGUAGUUAAAUGGCUUUAUAAGGCAGAUGCAUAAAUAGAAAGUUACUUAGGUGGGAUUACGAACAUUACAUUUUCCCAAAAGUGACUUAGAUGGGAUCUGUAUUUGGCAACAGAGUAGACUAUAAUGGGGUAGAGGUUAUUAGAGGCCAGCGGCACAUACCCAGCAAAAAUUAACCCAGGUCCUGAACCCCUCUCCGCGCAUUUGGCGAUUGCACCCGUCCGCAGCUGCCCACCUACCCCUCUCCUAAGCCAAUAUUUUGUCCUAAGUGAGAAGAAAGAGUUAAUGUUGGCUUAGGGGAGGGGUCGGUUGACAGUUUCCCGGAAAAGUAAAAUGAUCCAAAACUACUACUAAAUUACAAUUCUGGUGUUCUUUGAAAGAUUUAUCGCAGGGAAGUAAGUGCAGUAGAUGUCAUCACCACGCAGUUUGUCUUUACAGCCAAUGCUUCUGUAGACCCGGCUUUACCGGCGACGGAAAAACGUGUCGAACCAGUAAGUAAACCAAACUUGUGUCUACAAAACGUAUACACCAGAUUAUUUAGCGCUGAAAAGUCCCUAUUAAGUUAACGUUUUCAAAGCACUAAAAAUGCUGAGUUUCAGUGGCCAAAUUGUUAAAGACGAAGAUAUAAAUUGUGUGUUUUUUAGAUGACCAUUAAUUUAAACUACGCCAAGCAAAUCUAGCUUAAUUUGAUUAAUCUACCAAUAUUCAACCAGAUGAAUCCCACUAUAUGUAUAGUUUUAAGUUCUAGGUAAGAUCAUUCAUUUAAAAGUCAUGUAAUAGAUUAGUGUGCCAGUACGUAGCAAAGUGUCCCGAAUUAGCUAACUGUUAAGCUAAAUACAUUGACGCUAAAAUAAAUUUAUUAUAAUUAUUAUUACUAAAUAAUCUGGUUUCCUACGCUAUCCCGUAAAUUUAUGAUUAUGACCAAAAGCAUUUUUUAAAAUGUAUGAAAAUGCCAGAAGUCCGUUUUCUAAGAGCUUUUUUUUUCAUAUUGUUUUCUUUUAAAAGAAAAUCCCUUCUGCCAUCCAAACCCGUGUUUGAAUGGCGGCACAUGCCGAGAGGAAGAAACCGAAGACCCAGACAAAAAAGAGUGGUGGUGUGAAUGUGCAAAGGGAUACAAUGGAAAAUAUUGUAAUGGUAAGGAAUAGUGAAGGGUUUCUCAUACAGAGGGCCGCCCCGGUUAUACCCAGACGAUUUUUUUUUCUCAGUAAUCCUUCAGAAAAGAGUUUGUUUCAGUUCUAGUUACCUCUCCGAUGAACUGAUCCCACGCCGAUCCUUUGCAUGCCCUUUUCCUGAAUCCGUGGCUUCGAACUUGUCUUCAUAAGGUGUUUCUUCCAUAACCACGGAUGAAAAGAAAAAAAGAAAACUCGCUGCAAAGAUUCGUCAUUUAAUCCACCGACUCAUCUUUUUGUGACAUAGAAAUAUAGUCAUCACAGCAGGAUAUUGCGUUUUGAAAGUUGGGUGCGACAUGCGUUCUUCCUUACUUUUAAAUCCGGCAUUUUUACUCAAGUGGCCAACAUCUAUGCAAGUUUAUUGCGACAAAAAAAAACCGUUUACAUGAGAAAAGACUUAGACGCCCACAGGACUAGUUUAUAAGGCCGCAGUUUCAUUGUUUUGGGACACCAAUAUUGCGGACAGCCUCAUAUGAAAAGGCUCUAUAGUUAUACAUAGAGCAGCUGACUAAGAAAAACUUUUAAAAGUAGGUUCAGUUUGAUGGUCUGGGUGAACGUAGUCCUGAAUAGGACUGUUGUUGUUAACAGAGACUGACGUUUCGACAACCUGCGCGGUAGUCAUCUUCAGAGUCAAAGUGAGUUGUAUCACGUCAGUUGACUCCUGGGUUCAAACCUUUCACAAAAACUUUUAAUUUGACAUUAAAAAGAUGUGUUUAAUUUAUUACUAACAGUGUAAACCACAUUAUCUUUUUGUAGAGUAUGAUCCCUGCACCAAUUUUCAAUGCCAUAACGGCGGACGAUGCGAAACCAUCAACAAUGCUCCACUAUGCAAUUGCGCAGAACCAUAUGAAGGAACUAAUUGCCUUCGUAAGUCCAUAAUCUUUGUUCUUUUUACAGAAAUAUUUCCCAGGUCGGGUGUCUUCUGACCACCUUCGUGUUGCAAUGGCGGUUAUGCCUUAAAGGGGCUCUUUCAUGGUUGUUUGUUAAUUUUGUUAAUAAUUACAGAAUGGAACGUUUCAGAUACAAGCAUCAAAAAGAAAUCCUUAAUUGCCGGUUUAAGCGCACUUUAUACAAGAAAUUUUUAACUGAUCAGAAAGUCUCCCCGCUCGUCAAGAUAUGAGGCUUCUUUAAAGUAACAUUUUAUUUCAGGAAAAGUUUGCCUUUUUCGAACGUAUUUUAGGCUUUAUGUAUAGUGUUAGAAUUCUUCUGAUACUUAUUUUACUUUUAUACUGUAAUGAGGGGCAUGAAUGUAUCUGUGUUUUAUUAACUUUUGUGAAGUGUUACCCUCCAUUUUCCUUAUUGGCUUUUGAACUAGAGAACUUACUUGAGAAUGACAAAAUCAAAGCUUUGCGUGAAACACAUGUCUGCCAAGCAUUGUAUCAAAAAUUACAAACAAGAAAAAUGAACUUUGAAUAACUAUUUUGCAUUCCGUUUCAAUCUUCUUCAUGUUUGUCCAUCGGUGCCUUCUUUUGUAUUUGCACUGCUGUUUAACCUUCUUUGCCUUUUUUGAGCGCGUUAUGUCUCACUCAGUUUUGAAUUCUGAUAAACUUCGUGACACAGCUCCUUUAACCCUUUAAACCCUAAGAUCAAAAUUUGAAUUCUCAUUUGUUGCCCCUAUUCAUUUCUUACAGAAGUAGAGGGGAGAAGUUGAUAAAAUAUCAAGCAAAUUCAUCUUGUGUGAUCAUGUCCGUAAUUCUCAUGACCACUCUGUUUUUCAAAGCAUUGAUAUUACAAGGAGAAAUUUGAUGCUGAUCACUCUUAGGGCUUAAAGGGUUAAGCCCUGAAGAGAUAUAGAGGGCUGAGCUUUCUGCCAGUACCUGUUACUUGCCGAAUGUGCUUUUGACAUUUGUUUUCUUGGAACGCGAAAUGAAAAUGUAUAGUACAUCUACACUUAAGAGAGCAAACUGUACUAACUAAUGAAUAUUUUGUUUCUGUAGUUGAUAAUGCGUGCAAACCCAAAGAUGGUGUAAACAGAAACCCUUGCAAAAAUGGCGCAAAAUGCGAAUUUGACAACAAAAAUGGUGAAAUAACCUGCAUUUGUCCUACUUCCUAUGAAGGCCCGACAUGCAGUGGUAAGGCUGACCAUACUUACGGAAAUUUGCAAGUUAUACGUGCUACGUAAUAGAGAGGAGAAGUCUUUACGUCAUGUUGCCAUGGUGGCCAAAUUUUUGGAUCUCAACAAACCGUGUUCCUGAAAAUAUGGCAGAAAGAAACGAAAAAAAAUUGCCGUCUAUGACUUGUUAAUGGUUGCACUCGGGACAAAACGAUAGGCCAUACUUUCCUUUCAUCGUUCGACAAUGUAAACGGCCGUCUCUAGCAAGAAAGAUUGUUGAGAUACGAAAAUUUUGCUUCCAUGGUAAAGUGACGUCAUACCUCUCUUCUGUGUAUACGUUAUAUUUGAUGCAAAUACCAAUAGUUAGCUUCAUUAUUCGACCUAACAUGCUAUGACCUUGCCUCAUUUAGUAUGACUAUUUUUUCUUCCCAUAUUUUUCUUUAAAGAAAACAAGUGCGACAAAUGUGACAAAAAACACGCAUUUUGUGAAAACGGAAUUUGCAAGUGCAAGCCACCUUACAUAGGAGACGGUAUAACAUGCAAAGAACCAGAGAAACCGAAAUCGCGUAAGUGAAUUAAUGGUCGAAAGUUAUUUUAUAUCAUAAACGAUAUACAAUGAGUGUUAACAAAACUGCUGGAUCACUUUCUCUUUUUUGCAUAGUCGACAUAUCUAUCCCCCCCCCCCGAGAGCCCCUUCCCCUAACUCCCUCCCCCAAAAUUAACUCGUGUCUUUCUUCAACUACAAACAACAUUGAUUCGGUGGUGGGGGAAAUAAACCGAAUAGUUACAGGAAUUUAAACAGAUUAGUUUAUAGUUACAGUCUAUUAUAGCUACAGUCCAUGAAAAAGUAAAUGUAAUUUCUUUACCUGCCAGACAAGGUUUAGCGCGUUUCAGAUCGAAUUAGUGUUUCUGGAGAGAGGGGGGAAUAAUAUAACUGGAGAAAAACCUUUCGCAUGGGAACAAGGGAGUGAAACCACACCAAUCUCACCCUACGCGUAACAACACCCCCGGAAUUAGAACUCGCGCCAAGAGGGGUGGGGGUGUUACGUUACAAUUAAACGCUUCAAACAAACCCGUGGCCGGCGUUUUGACAGAAAUUUAUGUCCUAGUUCCUUGGUACUUCGUCAAGGUCGUGUUAAACGGUUUUGGGUUUGGAUUACUUUGAAAUGUAGAUGUACAAAACUCGUCAGAAAAUAGGGAGAGAACAAAGACGAAACGUUUUGUUCCUACCGCUUUCACUUCUGUCCAAGUUUCAUGAUCUGAACAUGAACAAAGCGUUUUAUUUGUCCCAGCCUCUGCUAUCAUUCACGAAAGCAUUCCCAGUUUAUGUUCUAAUUCAUAUUUUACCCAACUUUUUACAGGCGCACCUAGCAAGAAUCCACAACAACUUGCAAAUAGCUGCAAUCCAAACAAAUGCCUAAAUAAUGCGCAAUGCAUUGAAGGAAAAUCAACGUUCUUCUGUGUCUGUCCGCCGAACACUUCUGGUAGGCUUUGCGAGAAAAAGACUACACCAACAACAGGUACCACAAUAGUAGCUAAUUGAUUUACGGUAUGGAUAAAGCCUUAUUGGCUACUUCCCAUAACGGAUUCAAUUAUUUGAGCUUAGGAGGAUAAUAUUUGCUGAUUUAAAACUUAGAAAAAAAAAAAGAUGUAAAGCAAAACCCUGCAAAUAUUUCAUGCUAUAAAUUUGUAACAGUUUUCUUCGAUGUUUGUUCUUGUUAUUACAUGACAGCUCCACCUAAAGCAGCAUGUCAUCCCAAUCCUUGUCUUAAUGGGGGAAUAUGCAAAGAAACUGGAGUCAACCAGGACUUUGACUGCAUCUGUCCUAACCCUCGCUUUAAGGGACGCUUUUGUGAUGGUAAGACUGGCGAAAUUUAUGUCAAUUUAUGUAACUUUAAGUGUAAACGUUAUACUUGGAUAUAAUUUAUGUCAAGUUAUUCUUACUAAUAUUAUCCAAGACCUUUUCAGCGAAGAACAUUCUGUUCUGAGCUGGACAAGUAUAGGUCUAGCCAAACUGCAUUUUCCUCUGGCCAAAACGGAGUACACUUAACUAAGGCAAAUUCUGUUAAGGCGACUAACACGAAAAUUUGUACCACUAUCUCGUAACAUCACUGCAACAUCGCUAUUACUUUUCCGCAAAAUCGCAAAAUCACCGAACUUGUUUUUGUUUGUUUGCUUGUUUUUAUUAUUAUUAUUGUUGUUGUUGUUGGGCAUGCUUUUUCAAAAUUUCUCGUCCAUGGUACCUUUAUUCCUAUCCCUGGGACUUCGCCAUCUCUUUGCCGAAAAAAGCAAAAUCGCAGGAUUUGUUUUUGUUUGUUUGUUUUUUUACUAUUGGCCAAGUUUUUUUAAAAAAAUCGUUUCCAUUUUCUUUUUUUGCUUUAGUAUAAUCAUUUCCUUCUGUUCUUGCAGUGGACAUGUGCGCCGAGUGCGAUCCUCACGCUCGAUGCAUUAAUGGAAAGUGUUUUUGCCGAAGAGGGUACACAGGAGAUGGAUAUACUUGCAAGAAAGGUAAACGAAGUUCUGCCAACCAGGGCUCCGUUUCUCGAAAGUACCCGUAACUUUUCGGUUCCGAAGGCAAAAUUUAAAGUCAAACCAGUGAAGGUCCCCAAUACGUUUUUCGGGAUCCGGGAUUUCCCUUAUUUGAAGCUCGGGACCCGGGAUUUUAAAGCAAAAUGGGGGCGAGAUUCGGGAUUUGAAAGUAUACGCUCGAGUUAGAAUGCUUACAAUAACCCUCGGGAUUACGGAUUGCACGAAACUUUGGGUCGGGAUUACGGGAUUGAAGAACCCUAUUGGAGACCCUCAGCAGUUAUAUACUAACAUGGUUCCUACCUCACAAACCAGUCAAGUUUUGUUUCGUUUACUGAUAGUUUCAUUGUAUCAUUUUCAAAUCUAUCAAAACGUUGUACUUGGAUAUAACCAUGGAUAACCAAAAAAAGCUUUCCAGGCCCGAAAAAAUAACGGGACUUUCGAGAAUCAUACCCCAGGAACCAGAAAAAGGAAAACAUUCCGGAAGUUUUAUCAUGUUAGGAAUUUAUACAGUGACCUCAACUAAGCUUACCCCUGUUGCUCGUGUAUAUCCUGUAUUUUGUACUCCUAUCCAACAUGGAUUCCUAGAGAAAAUAUAAAAAUUUGUUAGUCUGUUCAAUCGUAAAAAGACAGGAAGACAUUUAGGAUCUAACCUUUCAUGCACAUACUAAAAGACUGUGUAGGAUUCUAGAAAUAAGGUAUAGGAAUGAAUUGACUUGCUCGUGACAAAGCACUGCUGCCGUUUAAGCGUAUUAUUUUUUCGAACGAGAAGUUAUGUACUCUUUGAAAAACGAGCACGAGUGUAUUGUCAGGUUUAAAAGCUCGAGGCGAAGCCGAGAGUUCUUAAACCUAUACGUAUACACGACUGCGAGGUUUUUGAACGGUUUCAAAAUCUCUGAUAUAGAUCAAUUCAUUCUUGCACUAAUAUUUAGGUUUGGGGUUAUUUUUAAAAAUAGAGUGUUUUCACUCGCGUGGCCAGGAUCUAUGCAAAUUUAUUGGAACAAAAGAAAGCGUUUGCAUAAGAAAGGAGUUCAACUCCCACAGGACUGGUUUGGGACACCAACAUGGCCGCCGUUUCAUUGUUUUGGGACAACAACAUGGCCUCCUUGACGUCCUGUGAAAACACUCUAUGGGACAAAAAGUUCAAUUAUUAUGAAUUAUUUAUGAAUUUUUGAAUUGUUGAAAUAUAGGACGUGUUCAGUGAAUGACACUGAAUGGGAAAAGAGAGCUGAUAGUAUGAGAAAUGAACAGCAUGGACCACUCUAAAGGUCUACUACACAGCUCUUUUGGAUCAAUGCAUAAUCUAAGGAUAAAACUAAGUAUUGCCAUAAUAUAGUACAUUGUUCUAUUUGUUCAUCUUGUAGUCAAACCGAAGAGGAAAAACUGUCCCCAGUAUUCCACCGUUAUCAGCGGAGACAUUUGCCUCUGUAACCCUGGUUAUUAUAUGAGCAACGCUGGCAAGCGGACCUGUAUUCGUGAGUACAUUGGAGUUCUAUUUAUCCUUUGCAUUUCCAAAAGGGAAGAGUAACGCUAAAACAUAACUAGGCCCUUGGCUAACAAGUCUCAUCCAUUUUAGCAAGAAUAAAUGACUGUGAUAUCGAAAUCUCCGUUGCGCAGGUCUUUUAAGCUACUAGUGUGACUGUUGUCAAGAACUGCUUGAAUUCUUUCCUGGUAGAGAAAGGAGACCAUAUUGAACUCCUUCUGACUGCCAACGUUUAGGACAUUUUGUCCCCAGCCGCGAGCACCUCCACAUCUUUACACACCUAAUUGUAUUCAUUCUUCAAGUAUUCCCUUAAAAAUGCUUUCAAAACUUUUUGCAAAUUCGAAGAGGUGUCAUUAAAAAUUCUUGAUCGAUGUUCCUUUAACGCAGCGACAGAGAAUUCUGUGCGAGGGUUAUCCCCGUUACAGCACCCAAGCAAGCUAGAGAUUCCCCUUCCAAUGGACGGCGCUGUUACAAGAAGUGGAUCACAGUGGUCAGGUAAAGAAUUGAAAUAAUUAUCCCUUACGUGGCAAGCUAGUCUGAGACAACAACCGACAUUUUGCAACGCUACCAAUGGUUUCCCCUCGAAAUGACGUCUGAGAAACGAGUGCAGAAAUUUCAUUCUGAUGACACGUCACUAUCCAGAUCUGAGUAAUGCUUGUUUUCUGAUUGGUUGGACCAAAUUUCCGCUCGGUACGACCGCACGGCCCGUGCGCGUCAUUAGACUGGAAUUUCUGCGUUCGUUUCUCAGACGUCAUUUCGCGGGGAAACCAGUGGUGGCGUCGCAAAAUGCGGGCUAUUUUCUCAGGCUAGUGGCAAGCAUCUAUGCUAAUUUAUCGUAACAAAAAAAGCGCUUAAAUAAGAAAGAGUUCAAUUCCCACAGGAUUGGUUUGGAACACCUACAUAGCCGCCGUGAAACCAUGUUAAAACGCCCUAUACCGUACCAGACAUUAAAAAUAAACAUGCUUUCUUCAUGCCUGAAAAUGAUAUUUUUGUUGAUCGUCUACCCUGCAACUGCUGCUUUGAGUAUAUUAUAAAUUAGGGCAUUUCGAUAUCCACUGGAAUGAUAAGGGUGAGACGGUAGCCUUUGAUGCUCUUGUGGCUUAGUGAUCCUCUCUGUUGUUACGAUGCCAAAUUGUAAACAUGCUUUGUAAACUGCAAUGCCCUUGUCGUUUCAGUAGCCAGGGUGAUUAAAAUAAUCCGUGACGACAACUGAGCGUGGUGAUUCAACAUCGUUGAAAAACGAUUCAAAAAUCUGUCCAUGCCAAACGGAUUAUUCAGCCAUCCAAUUUUGUGUCAUGUGGUGCGUCUCGCCCGACUGUGAAAUCAAUCGUGUUUACAAUAAGUUACAUUCCUUUCAUUGCUGCUUUGUUUUCAAACAGAGGAUAUCAUAGUUACAGAAUACCGCAGCUUGGGGUGCUGGGCUGACACAAAGGAUUGGAAGGAUCCAGCUAAGCGAGCUUUGAUGGUGAUGGAGGGACUCGAUCCACUCCUUGCUGGAAGUUACCAGGAAAGAAAACAACCAAUUAGCAAGUGUGCAGAAGUCGCCAAGAGGCUUGGAUUCAGGGUAUUUGCCAUUCAAAAUGGCGGUCAAUGUUUUGGUGGUGCUGAUGAAGUUACCUAUAAAACAUACGGACCAUCAGAGUCGUGUGCUGAUGGUAUAGGGGGACCGUUGGCCAAUGAUGUGUACAAGCUCUAA